Molecule: messenger RNA, 1347 nt
Organism: Sphenostylis stenocarpa
Lineage: Eukaryota; Viridiplantae; Streptophyta; Magnoliopsida; Fabales; Fabaceae
Source: the annotation of a GenBank genome assembly
AUGAGAGAAAGAUUUGGAAACAAGGUAACAACAAUUUUUGCAAUGAAGAGAACAACUGAAAAGGGCAUUGCAACCGCCACUGAUUUUCAAAAUGCAAACGGUAAAAUGAUGAACUUGGUGAAUGGGGCGUCAGUUUCGAUUUCAUUAUCAAAGCAAGCACGCCCCAACCCCACUAUCACAUCUCAACCAUACAUAGCUUCACUUGAUCCAUACAGAACAUAUAAGAUAGAGCAAUCAAUCAUGCCAUUUGGUUUGGUCUCAGCCUGGAACAAGCGCCGGAGAAGCAAAUCUCAAGAGCACACAGAUCCCUGUAUUGUGUUUCUCUCUCAUGGGGUUUACAAACCUGCGCAGCUUUGGCAACUUGAAGAUCAGACGCCACAACCUACAAAAAAGCUACAUGGAUCAUCUGUUUUCACACUCAAGGAGAUGGAAGAGGCAACAUGUUCAUUCAGUGAUAAGAAUCUUCUAGGAAAAGGAGGAUUUGGCAAAGUCUACCGAGGCACACUGCGGUCAGGGGAGGUUGUAGCAAUCAAGAAAAUGGAGUUGCCAGCAAUUAAAGCAGCAGAGGGGGAACGUGAGUUCCGAGUUGAAGUUGACAUCCUAAGCGGACUUGACCAUCCAAAUCUUGUUUCUUUGAUAGGCUACUGUGCUGACGGAAAGCAUAGAUUCCUAGUAUAUGAAUAUUUGCGAAAUGGGAACCUGCAAGAUCAUUUAAAUGGAAUUGGGGAAAGAAACAUGGAUUGGCCUCGAAGACUCCACGUGGCACUGGGAGCUGCAAAAGGGCUUGCUUAUCUCCAUUCAAGUUCUGAUGUUGGAAUUCCUAUUGUUCAUAGGGAUUUCAAAUCGACCAAUAUUCUCUUAGAUGACAACUUUGAAGCAAAGAUAUCUGAUUUUGGGCUUGCCAAGUUGAUGCCAGAAGGACAGGAGACACAUGUGACUGCCAGAGUACUUGGUACCUUCGGCUAUUUUGAUCCUGAGUAUACAUCGACUGGAAAACUCACUCUACAAAGUGAUGUUUAUGCUUUUGGUGUUGUUCUUUUGGAGCUUUUGACUGGACGUCGAGCGGUGGAUCUAAACCAAGGUCCCAACGAUCAAAACCUUGUACUACAGGUGAGGAACAUCCUGAAUGACCGGAAGAAGCUUCGCAAGGUUAUAGAUCCAGAGAUGGCUCGAAAUUCUUACACCAUUCAGUCUAUAGUCAUGUUUGCCAAUCUGGCAUCAAGAUGUAUUCGAACCGAGAGUAAUGAGAGACCAUCAAUGGCAGAAUGUGUAAAAGAACUCCUAAUGAUUAUCUAUACAAAUUCAAAAGGCUUGGGUAUGGUUAUGCAUACUUUGAGAAUGAUCUAG